Papilio machaon (common yellow swallowtail) is the source of this 1722-nucleotide messenger RNA. RefSeq lists its product as uncharacterized. Gene Ontology annotation, molecular function: protein binding. The coding region runs from base 31 to 1413 and encodes 460 amino acids. Gene Ontology annotation, cellular component: SCF ubiquitin ligase complex. The record is from RefSeq and is a predicted model, not a curated record. Lineage: Eukaryota; Metazoa; Arthropoda; Insecta; Lepidoptera; Papilionidae. The transcript has 12 exons. Gene Ontology annotation, biological process: SCF-dependent proteasomal ubiquitin-dependent protein catabolic process; positive regulation of protein ubiquitination.
AUUUAUUAUUUGACAAGCAACAUUGAAGUGAUGUUGAUGGAUUGGGGUAAUCUCCCAUUGUUGCCGUUACGAUGCGUGUUGGGACAUCUACGCACUAAGGAUGCGUUGGCGGCGUCCUCCGUCUGCCGCCACUGGCGUUCCGCUCUACUCAUGUUUGGGGGUCGCAUGGAUACCCUCAAACUGCGCGUCAGUGAUAUGGAUAGAAGCUGUUUCUUAACUCGUGUGUUCAGGAAACAAGUGAAACAGAUCUACAUAUACAUCGAUUCCAGCCCUGAGGACCUACAGCUGUUCAUGUCUAAUGUAUUCACUCAAUUUUACGACAUGAAAAUGAUAAAAGAAAUAACAUUUAUUGGUCCAAUCUAUUUACAAGAGGAAUCUUAUUCACCAGUAUUUAUGCUCAAACGAAAAACUUUGGAAUCGUUGCCGUUCAAUAACCUGGAUUCGCUGGUGCUCAUGGGCUGUACAGUCAGUCCGUUAGAGUUGAUUGAAAAAGACGAACAUAUGUGUUUAGAGAAGGAGUGCGACCCGUUAGCUUUAUCGUUCAAUAGCGUUUUCACUCCGUCAAAAGAUGUCAACGUGGACAAUGCUACAACUGCCUUGUCAAUGCUUCAAAAUUUAACUAUCGAAUACGACCACGUUAGUUCAGAAGUGGUGACUUGUUUGUCACAUCUCAAGCACUUCAAGUACUUCAACAUUAAUAUCACGAACAAAACGAAUCUGAAACGCAAACCGCUGGAUUGGGGGAAUUUGAACGAUCUGUAUCCAAACGGACUUAAUAUUUGCAUUAAUAUGAUCUGUGUGCCGGAGAGCAAGUUCAACAAAGUGAUGUCUAACGUGCUGGUAGAGGAAUUACCGCUCAAAUCUAUGAAGGUCAUGUUUUGUAAAACUCUACAUCUCCCGUUGAUCAAGCAAUUGACUAAUUACUAUAAGAAGUCUCUUCGUGAGCUGGUGUGGGUUGACAGUCCAUUCGACCCCAUUGAAGACAAAGAAAUAUUGAAAGCGGAAGUCAGAGAUGACUCGUACGCAAUGUUCAACAUGAAUCCAUUGGUACUGCUGUGUUGGCAAUGCCACCAACUUCAGAGGCUUGUAUUACACGGUUAUUGGAUAUGGCACUACGACUUGGUGGGAUGUGUGAGACUGCGCUGCCUGGAGCAGCUGGACGUGUCCGCGGUGGAGGUGAGGGAGACGCACUACUUGCGGCUGCGCGGCGGCGCGCCCGGACACGUGCUCACCACCGACACGCACGGCAAGCUCGACAGAGAGAUACUGCACCACAUAAACAAAUAUAUGAACGUGAAAUGGAAGCCUCGUACGUGGCGCAAGUUACAUCGCGCAGUACGCGGCGUCGCCUCGCACGAUGACAGAGUCGACUUCAUACUGCAGGAAGCUAAACAGACCUACAGUAUCGUGUAAGUCUUACAGCAGAACUCCACUGUCGUAACACAAUCCAUAGACAAAAUAACUGUCAGUUUCGAAUGUCACGAAAUGUUGUCUAUGUUCUGUCAAAGUGAAUGUAAAGAUUGACAUUGACAUGUGUCAACGAAAUCGAUUGAUAAUUAAAAGUUCUUUCCAUACUUUCCAUGUUUGUGAUAUGUUUAUUUUAAUACAUUAUGACAUGUUUUGUCAAUUUUACUAGUGAUAUCUGAACUAGGAUGCGAUUUUGUCUACGAAGUACACUAAUAUUGAUAUUCCUAUCAUUAUCUAUAAGUAAACCAGAGAUAA